AAACUCAUAAUUACAAAUAUAAGGCGUGAAGCUGUCAACAAUGUGACCACAAGUGUACAAUGAAAAUUGUACCCAUUAAAGCGACCCUCAGGAUCUCAAUUGGAUCAGUAGAAAUACCGUUAUGAAUCCUCGUGUGCAUAUAAGCCAUGUGUAACUAUUAUCAGCACUAGUUGACUGCAGUGUUGGCUAUUGUGAUGUUUCCAUUUACCCUUUUACUAUGGCUUCUAUCUGUGGGAAUGUCGAUAUCUGCACCAUCGGACGAAUUCCGUGGAAUGGUGAACGAAGGAGAGCUGUCUGUGGAUGUUGAUGGGCCCCUAAUGGGCAUUGUUCCUGGUUACGCAGCUCAAGGAGAGAGACAGCCACAUAGGACAGGGAAUAUAUUUUAUGAGCUUCUAGAGUACAAUGACGAUUACAAAAUCUUUAAGAAUUUAGUGAAGAAAGGUAUCACAAUGAAAGGUCUUACGUUUAACAUCUACGAUGAGAAUAUGCAAGAAGCAGCUAGCCAUCUAUUUGAGCUACUCCACGGUGCAGAAGAUGCAGGAUACAAUGCUGAGAAAUUAUUCAAUUUUGAUGAAUUAAAUGAGGACUUAGUUGCAUAUGCUACACAAUUAAACAUGAUAUACAGGGACAAACAUGUUGAUACGUCAGCAUUCGCACCACCUUUUAUCACAAAACCCAACUUUUUUGUCAACGGCGAAACAAUAUUAAAAGCUAUGAAGAUUAGCAACUACCUAUAUAACAAUAUAGAUAUUACAGAGGAAGCGUAUGUAGAUCAGUAUUUCAAAAAUUAUGAUACAGUCACGAUUAACAGUAAUUACUCCGGUUGGAAUUUGCCUGAGAAUGGAGGUGAAGAGCUGCUAAAUUACUUUAGAGAAGAUAUUUCAUUAAACAGCUACUAUUACGGAGUACAUCUAAGACAUCCGUAUUGGAUGUUCCGUCAUAGACUGUAUGCACUUAAUUCUAGAAAUGAUGAGCAUUACUAUUAUAUUCAUCAACAACUUGCCGCUCGUCUUUAUCUUGAAAAAGAGCAUUUGCGUCAAGAAAAUAAUUCAAAGAAAAAUGACUUUGGUGAUUUCAAGCCCUACCUCAUUCAUGAAAAUGGUCUGCCCUUUCCUAGCAGAUCUGGAACAAUUGGUGACUGGAGUGAAGAUAGAGCUAAAAUUAAGGCCAUUGAUAUUGCAAUAAGAGAAUGUAUGUCUAGGGGAAUUAUCAUGAUGGAAAAUAAGUCUCCAAUAAGGCUGUCAGAAGACAAUUACAUCAAACUAUUGACAAGACUGUUCCGAGGUAACUUUGAAGUGGGAAGAAUUUCCAAAAUCGUGCGUUCAUUAUUUGGAUACGGAGGGAACGGAUAUCCUAUUGAUGAGUAUAACCCUGCGCCAUCUCUUUUACAUCAUCCUCAAACAGCAUUGAGAGAUCCCAUCUACUGGUACAUGAUUCAAUUUGUUCUCAACUACUUCACCGAGUACAAAGAGUCCAUCGAACCUGUUAAUCUACAAAAACAUUCACUAAAACGCUGUGAAAUCAUCGAUGCGGAAAUUCCAAAAAUAACCACUUAUUUUGACUAUUAUCAGUUUAAUAUAAACAAAGCUAUAAUCAAAAAGAGUUCCCCACAUUCCAAAAUACCGCUGACGAUAACCGCACGUCAAAAAAGAUUAAAACAUUCCAAAUUUGAAUUGAACUUCACAGUUGAUUGUGAAGGAAUUAAAAAUACUAUCGUCAGGUUGUUCCUCGGACCUCCAUGCACUGACAGUUGUUGGGAAGAAUACUCACACUUCUUUGAACUUGACAAAUUCGCAUAUUCCUUCGAAGAAGGAUUAAACACCAUAACAUGGUCACCUGAGAUCUCAAAUAAAUUCUCCAAUGAUGAGUUCUAUAAUAUGGAAGGGUCGUCGUUACUAAAAGAUAGGAUUAAUAACUACAAUAUGUUUAAGUUCCCAGAGAACUUAAUAAUACCGAGAGGCUUAGAAAAAGGUCUGAACCUUACUCUAUUUAUUAUGAUAACGUCAGCUGAUGAAUAUUUGGAUGAGUUCUAUUCAGCCAACAAGUUCUUCGCAGAUUUAAUGAACGAUAUAGAUAACAAGCCUCUAGGGUUUCCUUUUGACAGGCCAGCAGUAGACUACUAUGAUGAUGCUCCAAAUUAUAAGUUUUACAACAUUACCAUUUAUCAUAAGAAAAACAAUGUAGAAAAGAAUGGUUUCUUCUCUCCUCACUUGCAUUGAAUUGCAUGUUUUGUUUAAUGUGAAUUUUGGGUCUUUUUAUGUAAGCAAAUGUGAUCUGUUUGACAAUAAUAUAGUUAUUAAGAUUAAUGUUUCUGGACACUGUCUUUUUUAAUGUUGUUAUAUUACAUUAAACGUUUUAAAU
This is a messenger RNA of Helicoverpa armigera (cotton bollworm), 2361 nucleotides long. RefSeq names its product arylphorin subunit beta-like. NCBI's taxonomy places the organism in Eukaryota, Metazoa, Arthropoda, Insecta, Lepidoptera, Noctuidae. The record is from RefSeq and is a predicted model, not a curated record. The transcript has 5 exons. Bases 195 to 2219 code for a protein of 674 amino acids.